CCGCCCGCCUCCCCCCCCACCCUGACAUGCCAACCCGGCAGUCGGCGGCGUAGCGGCGUGCGGGCAGCGUACGUGGAGCGGUGGCGCGUGCCGGGGCUCGUUCACCUCGCUGCGGGGCGCGGCCGUUGUUCUUCAGAGGGGUCCGGGAACGGGGCCGGGCGGUUAACGGGUCUGCUGCGGGUAACGGGGCGCUGAGUCCCGCUGUUGUGCCGCUGUCGCGCAGGUUUCCCCCCACCCGCUCCCCGCCGCAGGAUGGAGUUCGAGCUGCUGGAGAGCGACGUGCUGGAGUCGCUGGAGGACCUGGGUUACAAAGGUCCAUUGUUAGAUGACGGAGCACUGGCUCAGGCAGUCUCUCGUGGAGCCAGUUCCCCCGAGUUCACCAAACUCUGUGCUUGGUUGGUAUCUGAGUUACGGCUGUUCUGUAAACUAGAGGAAAACGUGCAGGCAACUAACAGUCCAAAUGAAGCUGAAGAAUUUCAACUCGAAGUGAGUGGGUUGCUGGCCGAAAUGAAUUGUCCGUACACAUCAUUAACAUCAGGAGAUGUGACAAAACGCCUUCUUAACCAGAAGAACUGUCUCUUGCUGCUUACAUACCUCAUCUCAGAACUGGAAGCUGCCAGAAUGCUGUGUGUGAAUGUCCCUCCUAAAAAAGCACAGGAAGGAGGUGGCAGUGAAGUCUUUCAGGAGCUAAAAGGCAUAUGUAUUGCUUUAGGCAUGUCCAAGCCUCCAGCCAACAUAACGAUGUUCCAGUUCUUCAGUGGAAUUGAAAAAAAACUGAAAGAAACCCUAGCAAAGGUUCCGCCUAAUCAUGUUGGAAAACCUCUAUUGAAGAAACAGCUGGGACCAGCUCACUGGGAAAAAAUUGAAGCAAUUAAUCAAGCCAUAGUCAACGAAUACGAAGUCCGAAGAAAACUGUUAGUCAAACGUUUGGAUGUUACCGUGCAGUCCUUUGGCUGGUCAGAUAGAGCUAAGAGUCAGACAGAAAAACUGGCUAAAGUCUACCAGCCAAAACGUGCCCUCUUAUCCACUAAGUGCACUAUUUCUGUUGCAAAUCUUUUGGCAGCUCGGCAAGAUCUGUCAAAAAUUAUGAGAACGAGCAGUGGGUCCAUACGAGAGAAGACUGCGUGUGCCAUUAAUAAGGUGCUAAUGGGCAGAGUGCCUGACAGAGGAGGAAGGCCCAAUGAAAUUGAACCGCCGCCUCCUGAGAUGCCACCCUGGCAGAAAAGACCAGAAGCUGGUCCGCAACAAAGUGGUGGCCGAGGAGGAAGAGGUGGCUAUGAAUCCUCGUAUGGAGGGCGAGGAGGUUAUGACCAUGGGGGUCAUAGCCAUGGUGGUCAUGACCGAGGAGGAAGAGGAGGCUAUGACUCAUCGUACGGAGGACGAGGAGGUCAUGAACGAGGGGGUCACGAUCAAGGAGGCCACGAUCGAGGAGGGCGAGGAGGACGUGGUGGUUAUGAUCACGGUGGCAGAGGAGGUGGAAGAGGAAACAAACUCCAAGGAGGGUGGACAGAUGGCGGAGGUGGUGGCUACCAGGAUGGCAACUACAGGGAUAGCAACUACAGAGAUGCAGGUUUUCAAACGGGUGGCUACCAUGGUGGUGGUGGCGGAAGUGGUGGCGGUGGCUACCAAGGAGGAGGCUAUGGUGGCUACCAGUCAUCUUCAUACACAGGAAGUGGCUACCAAGGGGGUGGUGGCUACCAGCAGGACAACAGAUACCAAGAUGGUGGGUCCCACAGUGACCGAGGGGGUGGGCGUGGAGGAGGGAGGGGUGGCCGUGGUGGUCGUGGUGGCCGUGGAGGUCAGGGAGGAGGCUGGGGAGGCAGAGGUGGACAGAAUUUUAAUCAAGGUGGGCAAUUUGAGCAACACUUCCAGCACGGAGGCUAUCAGUAUAAUCAGUCUGGUUUUGGACAAGGAAGACAUUUCACGAGCUGAGGCUGCUAAAAACUUUUGCUUCAGCAGAGCUCAAAUAAUAGAAACCUGGUUUCAGAGUCCUGGCUUAAUCACUUUUGAAUUAGUACAAGUUUGUACAUGUCAGGCAGAAUCUUUGGGGGUGGGAUGUUCUGUGUUCAACUAAGUACAGCUUUCUGUAGACUUUUCUCUCCUUCCCCCCCCAGUCUCUCUGAAUUGAAUGCAUCGUAACUACUCACUGCACUUCACCUAAUCAUAAAUUAAUAGUCAUGCUUUUUUGAUGUUGGACUGGCAUCUGCUCGAAACACGUUGAUUCCAAAACUACCUGCUGUGUUUUGCUUGACACUUUGAUUAAAGAAACAUGAAGACGGGUCUAGUCAAAAUUACAUGUUGCAGUGGAAUUUCUGCAUCCCCCAACCAUUGUUCAAUUAUACAUGAUCUAAAAUCAGUGCUGAAUAUUGCUUUUGGAUUGCUGUCCUGUUGUUUUAGUUGAAGGUACACACGUAUGCAGGCCCACACAGCAACUUCCCUCUAACAGACAGGUUUGUUGUCUAUUAUAUGAGCUCUGCUGUAGAUGCCAUGUUUGGUAGCCUUAUCUUGCAUUAAACAAAGUUUUUCCCACCUGCUCAAGUCUGAAGACUUAACCGCCGCCAAAAUCUGCAAAGAUCAUUUAAAACCAAGCUAAAUUGUGAACUAGUAGUGUACAUAGGCCUGUAGUUAGGUGUAGCAAUUCAAACUGACCUGCAUCCAUCCAAAACAAGUUGCUCCCCCUUCAAACUUAAUUUUUACUUGAAAUCAGCUAGAAAAAAAAAAAAGACAAACUGAAAUUAUUUUAUUUGCAAGUUAAUACCACUGGCUCAGCAGAUCUAGGGCAAUUUGUUUUGGGGGUUGUCUUUUUAAAGAAAUGCACUACGGCCUGGGAAGUUUAGUUCCUGCCUGGAGGAAGCCCUUUUAUUAUUGCUGCAGAAAACAAAGCCUGGCUGAGUUUGAUGUUCUAAUGUAUUGGUUUUUUUCCUUUACUGAAAGCCACAUAAUGCUUCUUGCUGGGUUUUUUGUGUACAUAAACAUUGUCAAGCUGUGAAAGAAAAUGGCUGAAGGUUUGCUGUUGUAUAAAAGGUGAGCAAUAAAAGUAUCUGUAUGUUC
Numida meleagris (helmeted guineafowl) is the source of this 3051-nucleotide messenger RNA. RefSeq names its product family with sequence similarity 98 member A (gene TSLIG3A). The coding region runs from base 253 to 1932 and encodes 559 amino acids. The transcript has 8 exons. The record is from RefSeq and is a predicted model, not a curated record. Gene Ontology annotation, cellular component: tRNA-splicing ligase complex. NCBI's taxonomy places the organism in Eukaryota, Metazoa, Chordata, Aves, Galliformes, Numididae.